Messenger RNA from Exophiala mesophila, 915 nucleotides. RefSeq lists its product as uncharacterized. Gene Ontology annotation, cellular component: mitochondrion. NCBI's taxonomy places the organism in Eukaryota, Fungi, Ascomycota, Eurotiomycetes, Chaetothyriales, Herpotrichiellaceae. The record is from RefSeq and is a predicted model, not a curated record. The coding region runs from base 94 to 381 and encodes 95 amino acids. The transcript is spliced from 3 exons.
CAGUCACUCUCAGAUGCCCGCGCCCUCUGCAGUUGACCAUUGACCACCUUCUUAUUGGCGCGGCUCUUCUCGACAUAGAGCUACCUCUCAGUUAUGACGAUUGCAGAGAGUGUGAAAGAGGCCGUUGGCCUGGGCCAGACUUCUGGCGCCCCAGCCUCCCGAGAAGCAAUGUCCGAGGCGAGAGUACCUCUAGCGUACCGCGAUAACUGCGCCGGCCUCCUCAUUCCUCUGAACAAAUGCCGACACGAUACCUUCUUUGCGAUCUGGAAGUGUGAGAACGAGAGACAUGCCUAUGAAAAAUGCCAGUACGAGGAAUUCAAGAAACGAGUCGCCAAAAUGGAGGAACUACGCAAGGCAGCGAACAAUGAGGCAGCAGCAUAGGUUGAGUAGCAAAAGUGGAGGGUGUGAUGGUCUCUCCAGCUUAUCACUGUAUAUAGGAUGAAAUGUGGGAGCUCAUUAGAAGCAUCUCUUCGACUGGCGUUAUUAUCAAUUGGGAAUCCGGCCUAGGGACAAGCAUGAGAGGAAAGGCAUCAAGCCACGAAGCUGCUUCAUAGAGAUGAGUGCAGUUUCAGUGAGUGAUUGAAUACUCAAAUUGACCCGAUUUCAGAACAUGUUGGCUUCAAUCCAACUGGUCUCAACAGUAGACCGUGGAAGCGGUUCUAGCGUUGCACAGCCCAUGGCGUGGAAUGAUUGCCUAGCUAGGACACUACCCAACUUCUCUUCCAAAUGACCAUUUGAGACUGUCACAUGUACUGGGGUCGUUGGGAAUGAGGAAGGAUUUCAUGUCGACGCAUAUGCAAGUCUUCGAGAGAAGGCGGCGUGCCGUUCCGCUUGCCCUAUAACAAAUGAUCCCCCACGCUCGCUAAUCCGCCUGGCAGGACUGGCGUAAAUGAUGUGAUUUUGAAUAGCCAACUA